AUGAAGUCCCUGUUCCUGCUUUCCCUGCUGUUGGCGGGUGUAGCCAGCGAUGAUAUCUCACCCCGGGCUGUAUGGAACCUUCGCAAAAUGAUCAAAUGCACCAUCCCGAACAGCCAUCCUUUCCUGCAAUUCGGUAACUACGGAUGCUACUGUGGCUUGGGCGGCCACGGGACUCCCGUGGAUGAACUUGACAAGUGCUGUCAAGCACAUGAUCACUGUUACUCAGAGGCAGAGAAACUAGAAUCAUGUACAUUCCUGUUGGACAACCCCUACACGGAGUGGUACAAGUUCACCUGUUCUGACGGGGAGAUUACGUGCAGCAGCAAGAACGACGCCUGCGAGGCAUUCAUCUGCAACUGCGACCGCACGGCUGCCAUGUGCUUCGCCAAGGCGCCCUACAUCAAGCAGCACGAGAGGCUGGACACCAAGAAAUACUGCAACUAG
Molecule: messenger RNA, 444 nt
Organism: Apaloderma vittatum (bar-tailed trogon)
Lineage: Eukaryota; Metazoa; Chordata; Aves; Trogoniformes; Trogonidae
Gene: PLA2G1B
Product: phospholipase A2, group IB (pancreas)
Exons: 4
Coding region: 1-444 (147 amino acids)
Biological process (GO): arachidonate secretion; fatty acid biosynthetic process; lipid catabolic process
Molecular function (GO): phospholipid binding; calcium ion binding; signaling receptor binding
Source: RefSeq, a predicted model, not a curated record